AUGUCGUUUCAUCAGAACAGGACACCUCAAAAGGAGGUCGUCUUCAGUCAACUUCCUGAAAAUGAAAACCAAGACGGUGAAAUAAUCGAAGAAAAAAAGUCUAGAAAUACCAAGUAUUUAUAUGGAGUUGCUGUUUUCUUCUUUGUUGGAGUCUUCUUCACAGCAGGCUAUUCUAUUUCUCAAAAUUACCGGAGUUCUCGGAGUCCUGCAGAUGAUUUCGUUCGUGCGGAGCCGAAAAGCUUAACAUCAAAACGUGAUACUUCUCCCAAACAACUAGCAUGUGAAAAGCGAGUAGUCGGAUACUACACUGAAUUCGAGUCAGUCGAUAUCACGAAACAUCAAAUAUCGAAACUCACUCAUGCAGUUUUCGCAUAUGUGGAAAUGACUCACGAAGGGAAAUUGAAAUUCAAAACAGAAAUGUCAAAGAAUAGAUUUAUGAGUUUGAAGUACAAAUCGAGAAGUGUGCAGUCGGAUGUAAAAGUGAUGAUCUCAAUCGGUGGACAAAAGAAUUCGCAGCAUUUUUCGUCAGUAACAGAAGACUCGGAAAAGAAAGAAGUUUUCAUCCAUUCAAUCGUGUCAUUUCUGAAAGAACACAAGAUACAUGGAGUCGAUUUGUACUGGAAGGGUGCUACAGAAAACGACAAAUGGAAAUAUAUCGAGUUCGUUCGAGAACUGCGCCAAAAAUUAAAAGGAACUGAAGACAAGCCGUAUCUGAUUUCUCUGACUCUACCUCCACCAAACAUUGCUAAUUGGGAAAUGGCAUACGAUUUGGAAGAAUCAUUGGACGACGUGGAUUUCUUCAAUGUGUUCGCAAUGGAUUAUCAUGGACCAUGGGAUAACCAAUGGGGUACUCCAGCUGGACCAAUUGCUCCAUUAUAUUCUACUCUCGACAGCAGAAAGCAGUUUUGUGUUGACUCUACUAUGAAAUAUUUCGCGUGCAAAACGAAACAGCCAAGCAGAUUCAACAUUGUCAUUCCCUUCUUCGCAAGAUUAUGGAGAAAUGUGAAAGAAGCUGUCGACCCAGGACAAGAAAUCAUCAGAAGAGCAAAAUUGACUAACAACAAAGCAGUUGGAAAUCCGUAUAUGUCAAGAUGGACUGUAGCAGAUCAAAAGUGGGAAUUGACACCUGCAACGUGGGAUGAAGAAUCAAAGUCUUCUUACAUUUACAACCCACAAACCAAAAACUAUUUGACUUUUGAAGACGAAAAGAGCAUUUCCGAGAAAAUUGAUUAUGUGAACAAGUCUAAUUUGGGCGGCGUUUGGAUUUGGACAAUUGAUAUGGAUGACGAUAAGAACUCUCUUAUCGACAUGGUUUCUUCGAAGGAGUUGUGCUCAACCAAAAGUGGAAACAACGUCAAACAUCAAUGCUGA
Molecule: messenger RNA, 1371 nt
Organism: Caenorhabditis remanei
Lineage: Eukaryota; Metazoa; Nematoda; Chromadorea; Rhabditida; Rhabditidae
Exons: 4
Coding region: 1-1371 (456 amino acids)
Biological process (GO): carbohydrate metabolic process
Molecular function (GO): chitin binding
Source: RefSeq, a predicted model, not a curated record